UCACAGGGAGCACCACCAGGGAACAUCUUGGGGAUCCUGGCUGGAAAUAGGGGGCUAGAUCCUCCAGCUGCCGGUGCCUCUGCUGUCCUACCCCAGGGGGCCUCGCCCGCACACUCCUCGCGUUUGAUUGCAAAGAGGGCCGCGUGGAGGAAGGGGUUACACCGUUUGGCCUGGCAGAAACUCCGCUGAGCAGAACUUGCCAGGAUGCUUCUCCUGUUGCUCGGGAUCAUCGUCCUCCACGUCGCGGUGCUGGUGCUGCUGUUCGUCUCCACGAUCGUCAGCCAAUGGAUGGUGGGCAAUGGACAUGCUACUGACCUCUGGCAAAACUGCACCACCUCCCCGUCGGGCAACGUGCAGCACUGCUUCAUGUCGUCAGCAAACGAAUGGCUGCAGUCCGUCCAGGCCACCAUGAUCCUGUCGGUCAUCUUCAGCGUUCUGUCUCUGUUCCUGUUCUUCUGCCAGCUCUUCACCCUCACCAAGGGGGGCCGGUUUUACAUCACCGGCGUCUUCCAGAUCCUGGCUGGUCUGUGCGUGAUGAGCGCAGCGUCCAUCUACACAGUCAGGCACCUGGACUGGCAUUACGGCUCGGAGAACUCCUACGGCUUCGCCUACAUCCUGGCCUGGGUGGCCUUCCCGCUGGCGCUCCUCAGCGGCGUCGUCUACGUGAUCUUGCGGAAGCGGGAGUGAGGCGCCGGGAGGGGACGUCCGGGGCUCUGAGCGCGCGCGGGGAGGGAGGAAGCAAACCGGGAGCCGGGAGCAACCAAAAGAGCCGCCCAAACACCCAACGCCAACCAAACCAAACAGAAAGCAGCGGGGGGGUCGUGAGUGUUGACUGAAGAUGUAUAUAAUAUUGACGGUUUAUAAAACCUAUUUAUAACACUUUUUACAUAUAUGUACAUAGUAUUGUUUGCUUUACGUGUUGACCAUCAGCCUUAGGUUGAACCUUAAAGAAAUAGCUAAGGAACUUGACAUCCUAACUCUAUAAUCGAGCUCAGAUUUUUGUUGUGUCGUGUUUUUCGUUCUUUGGUUGGUUUUGCCCAGAAAUACAAGAAGUCCAUCUCACCCCUUCCCGUUCGUCUAGGAGAUACCUCCCUCCCACGCCACCUCAUUUAGGACCCCCCAGUGUGGGGAGAAACCCCGCAUGGCCCAAAGCCCUUUCCCUGUGGGUGACCCGCGUGUGACACACGGACACGCACUGCCCACGCCUCCGGGCACAGCCUUACCUGCACUCGGACAAAACCCCCGAACUGGAGCCCUCGGAGAAUCACGGCUCGUGGCUUUGGAACGCUCGCCCUUGAGGGCGGGGUCCCGCAGUCACGCCUCUAGAUGAGAAUUCGGUGACAACAACCUACGAAGUGGUGCUAUUAUUGACCAUUCCUUAUGAUCACUAAUCAUCUAAACUUCUCACUGGAAAUUCAAUUAACAAUUUGACGACAGAAAGUCAAACGGAGACCUGAAUAAUUCUGUGUAAUAUAAAUGGUUUAUAACUGCUUUCGUGCCUAGCUAGGCUGCUAUGAUUACCAUAGAAAAUAAAUAAUAAGCCCCAGCCUCUAUCAUCCCAACAUGAUCCGCAUGGUUGGAGCAUUAGGACAAGCCUCUAGACCCCCUGGGACGGUGGGUUCCAGGCGCAGCAGGGUCUAGGCUGUCCUGCGUCUCCAAGGACUGUCUGGCAAUGACUCGUACUGGCCACCAACUGUACAUGUAUAUAUGGUGCCCUUCUGAUGCUAAGACUCCAGACCCUUCUCUUGCUUUUUUCCUUUUUGCUUCGCUUUUUUUCUGAUUUUAUACCAACUGUGUGGACUAAGGUGCAUUAAAAUAAACAUCAGAGUAACUCA
This is a messenger RNA of Phacochoerus africanus (Common warthog), 1835 nucleotides long. It is a transcript of the gene PMP22, whose product is annotated as peripheral myelin protein 22. The record is from RefSeq and is a predicted model, not a curated record. Lineage: Eukaryota; Metazoa; Chordata; Mammalia; Artiodactyla; Suidae. The coding region runs from base 205 to 687 and encodes 160 amino acids. Gene Ontology annotation, cellular component: plasma membrane. The transcript has 5 exons.